Molecule: messenger RNA, 1856 nt
Organism: Condylostylus longicornis
Lineage: Eukaryota; Metazoa; Arthropoda; Insecta; Diptera; Dolichopodidae
Gene: mbm
Product: probable serine/threonine-protein kinase clkA
Exons: 2
Coding region: 103-1731 (542 amino acids)
Molecular function (GO): zinc ion binding; nucleic acid binding
Source: RefSeq, a predicted model, not a curated record
UUUGAAGUAUAAAAACAUGUGCCGAUGAUAAAUAAUAAUUUACUUUGAAAUUUUAGAAACAAUUAUCAAAUUAAAUAGCUUUAAAAUUUAAAAAAAAAAGGAAUGGGCAGAAAGAAUAAAAAUAAGCGGGAAAAUAAUAAUGCUUCGGGAGAUCAGCUCAAUGUGGAAGCGCCAAGCAGUAAUUUUAAAGAGAAAAAUGAGAAUAAGAAUACGCAAAAUGAAGUUAAUAUUUCUAAAAAUAAUGAAAAUCCUGGAGUUGAUAACGCUAAAUCAAAUAAUGAAAAUCAAAGAGACUAUCGACGAAAAAGGUAUUCAAAUAAUAGAUAUUGGGCAAAUAACAGAAGAUAUUACAAAAGAAGAUAUAGUGAUAGUAGAUAUCAUGAACACGAAGAUGAAAACGGUAGGGAGGCUAAUGACAAUUUCAGCAAAGCACCUAAUAUGGGUGAAGAAGGUUACAACACACACGCAGAUAAUCGAAAUAAUAAUUUUAGUAGAGACGGAACAUGCAGGCGACCAUAUUCCAGAAAUUGGGAUAACUCUUGGGAAAAUGUUAAUAGAGAUUCGGAAAACCCUUUUCGAUAUGAAAGAAACGAUACUUAUGAAUACAAUAGAAGUUGGAGAAAUAGGCCAAACCCGGAGCAUGAAAAUUGCAAAGAAAAAACACCAACUGAAGAAGAUAAUCAAAAAUCCAGAAAUGAAAGUUCAGAGCACAAAAGUUCGAAAUCUGAAAGCGAAUUCAAUAAGUUAGAAUCCACAUUCGAAACAAAAGGUAAUGAAAUUGGCUCGAACAACUGCAGUAAAACAGAUUUUUCAAAAGAGGUAAAUAAUGAAAUGGAUAAUAUGUCGAAUGAAAAAUUGGGAAAUAAAAACUUAUCGAAGGCAGCCGCACUAAACCAAAAAGUAAAGCUAGAAGAAAAAAAAACAGUUGCAAAGCCUGUUCUACCACUGCCCUCAGUUAAAAUAAAGAAAGAGCCUCACUCUCAUUCUGAUAAAAAUGAAUCUAGCAGCGAUGUCGAUUCUUCUAGUAGCUUAGCAACAUGUAGCAAUGAUGAAUUAAAAAGUACUCACAAAGUUAAAAAGAAUAAGGAACAUAAUUUAAAAACAAAUGAGAAAUGUGAGAAUCUCGUUGAAGAAGAAAUUGUUUACAUGGGAAAAUUGAAAAACUUUGAAAAUUUAAUUGAUGAAGAUGAAAGUUCCAAUGAAGCUAAAAAACAUUGUAUUUUAUGCGAGAAAAAGGGUCACACAUCUUUUCAAUGUUUUAUGGAAUGCAAGAAUUGUGGCGAAAAAUAUCAUAAUUUAAAAAUGUGCCCAAAAUCUGCAAAUUUAAGUGUAAUGUUGCAAAAUUUUAUGGAAUUUUGUUUACAGCAAUGUUAUCAAUAUGAUCCAGAGCAAAAAUUUACGUUUAUUAGAGAUAAUUUAGCGACAGAAUUAAUUCCAGGCUUAAAUCAAACUCGUCUACUUAUUGACAAUAUCAGUAACAGUGGCAGCAUGUUUAAAAAUAGAGGAAAAAGAAAACGGAAAAAGGAAUAUGAAAAUGUAAAUGAAUACGAUAGUGAUUCUGAAAGUAGCUCUUCAUCUGCAAACGUUUCCAAAGUAAAAAAGAAAAAAAAGAAAGAUAAAAUGCAAUACCAAUUACCAUUUUUUCCAAUGACUACGCCUCCUUUUAAUCCAUUAGCAGCAGCUGCAAUGAUGGGUUUCAGUCCAGCUGCUUUUUUGGGAAAGAAAGAUUAAAAUAAAUCCAAUUUGUUUCCAAAAAUAUAUGAAGACGCAUAAAAUUUAUGAAUUCAGUAAUAUGUAAAUAAAAUUUAGAGUCAGUAUAAUAAGAUUUAGUUAUUAGGAGUAAUAAAUAUUUAAAU